Talpa occidentalis (Iberian mole) is the source of this 3501-nucleotide messenger RNA. RefSeq names its product kaptin, actin binding protein (gene KPTN). Gene Ontology annotation, molecular function: actin filament binding. Gene Ontology annotation, cellular component: lamellipodium; actin cytoskeleton; KICSTOR complex. Bases 57 to 1343 code for a protein of 428 amino acids. Lineage: Eukaryota; Metazoa; Chordata; Mammalia; Eulipotyphla; Talpidae. The transcript is spliced from 12 exons. The record is from RefSeq and is a predicted model, not a curated record. Gene Ontology annotation, biological process: negative regulation of TORC1 signaling; cellular response to amino acid starvation; actin filament organization.
GGCUGGGUAGGCCAGGCCGUGGCGGGGGUUGCAGGGGUGAGUGGUUGAGGGGCUUGAUGGGGGAGGCGGCCGUGGCCGCGGGGCCCUGCCCGUUGCGCGAGGACAGCUUCACGCGCUUCUCGUCGCAGAGCAAUGUGUACGGGCUAGCGGGAGGCGCGGGCGGGCGCGGGGAGCUGCUGGCCGCCACCCUUAAAGGCAAGGUGCUGGGCUUCCGCUACCAAGACCUCCGACAGAAAAUCCGACCCGUGGCCAAGGAGCUGCAGUUCAACUACAUUCCCGUGGAUGCUGAGAUUGUCUCCAUCGACACCUUCAACAAGUCACCCCCAAAGCGGGGCCUGGUUGUGGGGAUCACAUUCAUCAAGGAUUCAGGGGACAAGGGCAGCCCCUUCCUCAACAUUUACUGUGACUACGAGCCUGGCUCUGAGUACAACCUUGACUCCAUUGCCCAGAGCUGCCUGAACCUGGAGCUCCAGUUCACUCCCUUCCAGCUGUGCCAUGCAGAGGUCCAGGUUGAGGAUCAACUGGAGACCGUGUUUCUCCUGAGUGGGAAUGACCCGGCCAUUCAUCUCUACAAGGAGAAUGAGGGACUGCAUCAGUUUGAGGAACAGCCCGUGGAAAACCUCUUCCCAGAGCUCACGAACCUGACCAGUAGCGUCCUCUGGCUUGACAUCCGCAACCUGCCUGGCACAUCCCGGCGAAUCUCGGCUCUCGGCUGUCAGAGUGGUUAUGUCCGAGUGGCCCACGUGGACCAGCGGCGUCAAGAGGUUUUGCAGACGUGGACAAUCCUGCAGGAUGGCCCCAUUUCCCGAGUGAUUGUCUUCAGCCUCUCUGCCCCCGAGGAAACCACGGACAGGUCACAGCCAGAGGAGUACAGCCUGCUGGUGGCCAGCAUGUUGGAGCCGGCAGUGGUAUAUCGGGACCUGCUGAGCCGGGGCCUCAAGGACCAGCUCCUCCUGCCCGGCAGUGACCAGUUUGACAGUGUCCUUUGUGGCCUGGUCACCGAUAUAGAUUUGGAUGGGCGGCCAGAAGUCCUGGUGGCCACCUACGGACAGGAGCUGCUGUGUUACAAGUAUGGGGGCCCGGAGGCUGGAUUCCGCUUGCUGUGGCAGCGCGGCUUCUCCAGCCCGUUACUGGCCAUGGCUCACGUGGACCUGACUGGGGAUGGGCUGCAGGAGCUGGCCGUGGUCUCCCUGAAGGGCGUGCACAUCCUGCAGCACAGCCUGAUCCAGGCCUCGGAGCUGGUCCUGACCCGGCUUCGGCAUCAAGUGGAGCAGAGGAGACGUCAGCCACAAAGGCUGGGGGACAGGGUGGGUCCAGGGUCUGCUGGAACCCUGAGCUCCUGAGUACCCACCCACUGCCCACCCCCAGCCUGAGGUCCCUUGAUGUGGGAGAGGCCUGGUGAAGGCAGGAUGCUUUCCCUCAACCUCCCAGCUGUGAGUUCCUGUUCUGGCUCCGUUCCAAGUACCCUGUGACCCCAACUUCUGUACUGUGCUUUGAGCCUCAGUGUUCUCAUUUGAAAAUGGGAUGAUCUUCUAAUCCCAACAAGCAAUGGUCAGCCAGCAAGUAUUUAUAUGUCCAGAGGGAAACCAAAUUCUCAGUUGUCUUCAUUCUUUUGUUCAACAAGCAUUUGAUGAGCGCCUGCUAUGUGCCCUGUGCCAUGUCAGGUGCUUACCUCACCCAGAAGAAUGGAGGGGGGGUGAUGUGAGGGAGAAACACUCCCAGGUUAGACCCAGAAACUGGAUUAGGUGAGGUCUUAGUACAGACCCCAGAGGAAGUGAAUUAGACUCUAACCGAGAGGCUGAAGAAAUUAAACAACUGUGGAAAAGACUAGAAUGUAAGACAGAAGACUGAAGUUAGACCCCAGGGAGUGAACAGAGGUUUAACCAUGUUAGAGAGAGCUGAGGUUAGGCCUAGGCCUACAGGGAGGACUCAAGUUAGACCCCAGUAGAGAAUUCUGAGGUUAGAACCCUGCAAAGGAGGUCUGAGGUCAGACGCCAGUAGAAAGACAAAGAAAUUGGACCUCAGAGGAAAGGAUAUUUGAAGGAAAGGAAAGGACUGCUGUGGGAGAGCUUGGGUCAAAUUGUCGCAGAGGGUCUGAGGUGGACCCCUAUGGGUAAUGCUGAGGUUGAAAUGUAACAAAAAUUACUUAGGUUCCACCCUGUGCCAAGGACCACAGGUAGACCCCCAGCGGGAAAUAAUUGAGGUUAAAUCCCAGUGGGGGAGUACGGAGAUGAGACCAGGCAGACAGGACCCAGGAUGUACCGUGCUGGGAAGGACUAAGGCUAGACCUAAUCUGAAAAGCCCCUGGAGUUCGGAGACCAGGGAGUUAGAGACGAGGCUGAUUUCCCCAGUCUAUGGCUGUAGGAACUGCCCCCUCCCGUGGUCUGGUGGAUGGCAAGGAAUCAGAGGCCUAUAUCUCAGGGACCAGUGGAGGGCGGGGAUGAUGGAAGAAAUCUGGCCUUCCCCCACCGCCAGCCAGGAAUAGAAUCCAGGUCAGGAGGGGUAGAGAGUAAUUCCUGAGCAGGCUCCAGGCUUGUGGGGAGGGGGGGACUCCUGCACCCUGGGGGAGCUGGUCCGCCCCCAUGGUCAUGCUGGCCACCCAUCUGCCUCCUCCCUUGGAAGCCCACCCAGCACUGACCAGGAAGACCAAACUGCCAGUUCUCCAAGGGGGGUUGUGGGUGUGUGCCCACCCAUCUCCAGCCCCUCUCCCAGAACCCGUGGGAAAUUGCAGGGAGCUGGAUCAACGCCCUCCUCUCCUGGCAGUGGGCCUAAGGGUGUCCAGCCAGGACUGGCACCAUGUGAGGGCCACUGGUGGGAGCAGGGUGCCCCCUCCCGCAUACCGCCUGCUGAUGUGGUGCCUCUAUCACUUCCCAUUCUGGGGGAGCGUGGGAGGCUGGGCGGGAUUUGGGGUGGUUAGUUAGUAACGGUGUGGGAGUGCGAUCACUGUGUACACUUCCGGGCCCACAAGUUUGCACCUCCAGGAGCCACCUGUCUGGUCCUCUGCAGUCACUUCCUGUCCUUGUGCCAGAUCCCUGGUCUGGGCCAGUGUGUAGUGGAGCUGAAGCCACUUAUGCCACGGUUUCCCCAUCUGUAAAAUGGGGCCGAUAAUACCAAGGGGUGUGAGAGUUGGUCGUGGCAAUGUGUGUCAAGUGCUUAUAAAAAGCUGGAUAACCGUGCCUGGCACUGGCAAAAAGCAGUAUGAAUGGCGACUUGUUAUUAUUAUUAAUGGGAGCCUUUGUGGUUGUUUCUGGCUUGCUUUGUGAGGUUCCGUCUGCAGGCACUGUUUGUGAGUUUGGAUCUGACUCUGGCUAAAUAUUCUCGCCCUCCCCCCAGUUCUGUGAGCCUGUAACUAUUUCUAGCUGUUUUUGUGUCUUUUGGCCCUUGUGUGCAUCAGGGCUUGUGUGUGUGUGUGUGCGUGUGUGUGUGUCAGCAGCCUCCAACACACACACACACACACACACACUCUGUGCCCUCACCGCUGUCCCCAGCCUGUGGUGCUGA